AUGAAAUUGGAGAUGCUUGAGUCUUUAUUGAUUCAAUUGAAUUUUUAGGAGAGCUAACUUAAAUGGAAAAACACUCUCUUUUAUGUGAUAUUGAGUCAAAUAUUGAGUAUUUUUUUUUUGAUUUACCCUUAUGUCUAUAAUAAAGUAAGACAUAAUUAAUUUGAAUCAAUUAUGGCAAUACCUAAAGUAAUUCUCCUAGAAUUUUUACAAUAAGUAAAUGUAGCAGAAUAUUCUGUAUUGAUUAUUAAUGCUUGGAUAAUAAUAUUGUUAAUUUGUUUGUGCUUUGAAAAUUAGAAAUAAAAAAUAAGUCAGAUGAAAACAUUUGAAAAGAAACAAUUAAAAUCAAUUCCAAUAUAUUAUUUGAUGCUUACAUCAAAAGUUAUGAACUAUAUGUUACUACAACCUUUAAUUUGUUUAGGAUUAUUUAAUUUGUAAAUUGAUUUCCAUUCUAACCUUUACUUCAUCAUCUAAAAUUUACUGUUUCUUUUGUUUGUCCAUAUAUUUUCGAUAAGCUAUUAUAUUUUAAAUAAUACUACUUUACUAUUAACAGAUAAAAUGGAUAAGAAAAUUGAAGAUGAUUAUUUGGAUUUUAUAAUCUAUCUUCUUAGAAUACUGUAAUCAUAUAUAUUUAUUUUAUUGGACAGUCCCAUGACAGACAAACUAUAAAGUUUUAUUUAUUUAUCCAUUAGUAUAAUUAGAAUAUAUACAAUAUUGAUAUAAAUGAAAUAUUGUGAUCUCAAACAUUGCUUUAUUUUAAUAUUUUUUGCUUCUUCAGGAUUAAUUAUUUCAAUAUGCAUAUUUUCAGAAUAACAUUUGAAUAUAGGAUAUUUAAUGUUGUUGAAUCCUUUAUUAAUAUAUUGUAUAUGGAAAUCUUUAAUGUAUUAAAUAGAAUUUAUUAUUCUUAAUGAUCCAUAAAGUUUAUAAAUAGAUAUGUUGCAUUUUUUAGUUUGUUUUAUAUUUGCAGACAAUUAAUUUUCAUAAUAAAAAAAUUGUAUACUUAAUGGAAUUAAAUUUAGUAAGCAUCUUAAAAAUUGUCAAUCUAUUAAUUGUUCUUGUCAAAAUAAAUAUAAAACUAUAGAUCCAUUAGAAUUGAAUUUAAUUUAAUUAGAUAUAUCUUAAUCAUUCUAAAAUUAAAUAGUCUAAUAAUUUAGAUAAUUAAAUUUACAUAAAAAAGGUAAACAUUUUUAUAAGAUGUGUCAUCUAUUAUCUGCCUUACAUUAAUUAGGAUAUCAUUAGGAAAUCUAUUAUAGAAUAGAAGAUUAAAAAUAUAAACAUUUGUUAACCUUUGUUUAAUAAAUAAAUUGGAUAGUGUUCACAUUUAUUAUAAAAAAAUAGAUGUACAAUAAAUUUGCUCAAUAAUUAGAAACUGAUAAUAAGGAAUGUUUAGAAUUAUCAGCAAGAAUUACAGCUUUUUUACAUUCAGAAUCAUUUCAUUUAUAAAUUAGAAAUAAUUUAAUUUCUAUUAUAAAAUUGAAAAUCUAAAUUUUAUCCUCCAUUUUGAUGUUAGAUAAUGAUACAUUAUAUGAACAUAUUUAAACCUUUGCAUUAGAAAGUUUAAAAAGAGAAAAUGAAUUAAAAUAAAUAUUUUUUAAAUUCCCAAGUUCUAAAAAUUAAUCAAUCUUAAUGUUUUUUAUGGGUGAAAUUGUAAAUGAUUGGUAUAGAGCCUAUGAAUUCUGUAAUUUUAGCUCACAUGAUAAUAAUACUUACUAAUAAUUUAUAUCAAGUGAUAUUAAUAGUAUCUCUAAUAAAAUGACUUAUCUUGUGUUUGUAUACGAAAAUAAAAAGUUAUAUUUGUAAAGCAUUUCUAAAAAAGCUUGUGAAAUAUUUGGAUGGGAUUAGAUGUAAUUCUCUUAAUUAAAAGAUGCUAAUGUACUAUUACCUUAUUGUAUAAGAGAAACUCAUGAUUUAGAAAUUGAUAAAUUCUUAUAGACAGGAAAAGGAUUGUAUUUUAGAACAAAAGGUAUUAAUUUUUGUUAAUGUAAAACUGGUUAUUUAUAACCUAUUCAUUUUUUUUAUGAUAUUCAAUUUGAUUAAUAAUCUUUUUUUUAAUUUAUAUCCUUUAUUUAAAAAUUAGAAACUCCUUUAGCUAUUUUAGUUGUAGAUGAAAAUGCAAAAAUCUAAGGUAUUAGUAAAGAUUUUUUUAAAAUGAUGAAUUUUUCAUAAUUAGUUACAGAUUCUUUUUAAAUAGAAAAAUUACUUUAUGGUUUGCCUUCCUCUUUAUUUUUUUAAUUAUCCUAAUUUACAACAGAAUCUGCAACUAAAUCUAUUAUUACUUUCCCUAAUGAAGAUUAAUGUUUUAUGAUGUAGAAUUAAAAUUUAAAUUAAAAAAUUAAUCUAUGUAAAUAAAGAUAAUCAUAAAAUCUUUUUGAAGUAUAAGGUGAUAUUCAAAUUAGAAAAACUUAUAGUAUCAUUAGAAUAUAUAGAAUGAUGGAAUGUGAAUCUUCAAUUUAAACAUAAAAAUAAAUAGAAUACUAUAAUUCAGGUGAAUUGCCAUCCUUAAUUAAUGAUGAAGAUGCUGUUAUCAGUCCUUAUGAUGAAUGUUUCUAAUUCUUUUCUCCAUUAAAUGAAAAUCAUUAAAAUUAAUCAAAUCAAUACUUUUUAAGAUCAACUUAAAAACAAAGUACCAAAAAAAUCUAAUUAAUUGAAUCUAAUAUUUAGAAUAGUAUUUCAUAAUUAGUUGAAAAUGAAUAAUAGACUAUUAAAAUGCUUGGAAACAUUUAUUAGAAUCAAUAAGAAGAUGACACAGUUUCAUUUUAAUAAGAAGCACAAUCUAAUGCAUCUUAUGAAGAAUUAAGAAGAUCUCAUUUCUAUAAAAAAUACUGUCUAUAUCAUACUAUAAUUAAUUCUAAUAGUACAUAGCCUCAUAUUAUCAAAUCAACAAUUAAUUUAUAUUUAGUGUUAUUUAUCAUCUUGAUAUUUAUUAUAUUGGUAAAUAUAUUCAAAUAUAUUUUUAGUUUUCAAUUUUAAAAGCUUAUGAUCUUCAAAAAGUUACUUUUUAUUAUGAUUAAAUUCAAAUCAAUCAUUUUUUUAUUGAACCAAUACAUAAGUUUUUCUUGGCUAGAUUCACUGUCUAAGAUUACUUCUACCUUAAAUAUUUGAAUUAAAUUACUGAAACUUAAAAUCAAUUCUAUUAAUCUUUUUCUUUAGCAAAUAUUAUAAGAGAAUAUUCAAUUAUGCGUAUAAACUUUUAAGAACAUUUUUAAGAAUAAAAAUUUUAAGAAUUCUUAUUUGAUUAAUAUAUGGUAGUGAAACAAUAAACUAUACAUUACAAUCCAAUUAAUAAUACAGAAUAUAAUAUUACAGUAUAAUCAGCUUUUUCUUUAUUAUUAGAUGCAUUUUAUAAAUAAUAAUUAAUUUAUUUGAAAUCAUUUAAUGUUACAAUUUAAGGUGUCGCACCUCAUUAAACCUUUUAAUACCUGAAUUAUAUUGAAUUUAUUACUAUAUUUAAUGAUAUAUCCCAUGAAAUAUAUCAUCAAUUCUUAAAUUAAAUGAAAGCUACUGAAAAUUUGUGGGCAUUCCUAUGUUUUCCAACAUAAGUAAUUUCCACAUUAUUCCUUAUUGGAUCUUUCCUAUAUCUUAGACACUUUAAAAAGAUUAUUGAUAAAUUUAUUAAUUUAAGAUCAUAUACUGAUUUAUAAUGCAUAAGUAAAGAUCUAAAGAGACUUUCCUUUUUGAUCAAUCAUCUUAAAUCUGAUUCAGAUAUGAUCUAUAAAUAUAGAUUUAAUUUAGAUGCAAAAGAAUCAAUGAUUAUGGAAAAGAUGAGAGGUAAAAACAAUUUUAAAGAUGAAAAACUAUAUGAUAAAUCAACACGUAUGAUGAAAUUAAUUCUCAUCUAUUUUUUAAUAUUCUUUUUUUGUGUUGGUGUUACAUUAACCUUAACACUCAUAAUAACAUCAUUCUAUUAACUAUUUCCAAAGACUUUAAACUAUUUUAAAUUGUUUUCUGAUGUUGGAGUUUAUGUACCAGCAGCAUUUUCAUAAAAGGAACUUUUAUUCUUUUGGAAUAGAUUUCAAUUCUUUACAUCUAAUGAUAGAGUUUAAUUUAUGGAAUAAGUUUCCAUAGGUAUUGAUAAAAUUAAUGAAUUCUUAUCCACUGAUGUUAAUAUGGAUGAGUUUCAAUUUUCUAAUGAUUUUUUAGAAUAUUUCCAAAAUAUUGGAUAAAGCAAUCUAUGUCCAUUAUUAAAUGGAGUAUAUUUUUUAUUUUUAUAUUAUAGAGCAACUAUGUUGAAUUUGAUUAUUUUUGUGAAAAUUCUAAAAAUGGGAUUUUAAAAAGAGGUCUAUUACCAACAUUGAGUGAUUUUAAUUAUUAAUUGAAAUAUGAAUUAGAUACUGGUUUAACUAAUAGAACUAUUAUACCAAUAGAAGAAUUAGAAGCAGUUUAUCUAUGUUCAGAAGUAAUUAGUUCAUUAUGUGAUUAAAUGUAAUAAGACAUUAUGGAUCAGAUAAAUAAAUUAGAUAAAAUUUUGGAUGUAAUAUAUUAAAUAAUAUGUAGUGGUUGUUAACAUCUUCAUUUAUAUUGCUAGUUUUAGGAUCAUUUUUAGUUUAUUUUAGGUUUUAUUCGAAAAUGAGAAGUAAAUUAAAAUAUGUGAAAAAGAUUAUCUAAAUUUUUCCAUAAGAUUCAAUGUUUUUGAAUGAUCAUUUGGAAAGAGAUCUCAGAAAAAUGUUAUUAUUAGAUUAAAUAACUUGA
Molecule: messenger RNA, 4686 nt
Organism: Paramecium pentaurelia
Lineage: Eukaryota; Ciliophora; Oligohymenophorea; Peniculida; Parameciidae
Source: the annotation of a GenBank genome assembly